AUGCGGCCCUUUUCCUCCUCAGCCCCUCCUGAGGCCCUGGGUUUUGUUCUGGGCACGUCGUCCCUGAAGCGCAUGGACAAGGCAGAUCCUAUUCAUGAGAGUGUAGACUCAAGCAAUGUUGGAAGGGUGCUGGCAUCUGAUGCUGCAACUUUUUUGAAAAAAUCAGGUCUUCCAGACUUGAUCCUUGGAAAGAUCUGGGACUUGGCGGAUACAGAUGCCAAAGGCGUCCUGAACAAGCAGGAAUUCUUUGUUGCUUUGAGACUCGUGGCCUGUGCACAAAACGGACUGGAUGUUUCCCUCAGUAGCCUUCAUUUGGCCGUCCCUCCACCUCGAUUUCGCGAUCAAGCAGCCCAUUGCUACUCAGUGGACCAGCAUCGGCCGAGCUCCCGUGGGCUGUCAAGCCCGAGGAGAAGGCCAAAUACGAUGCAAUUUUUGACAGCCUUAGCCCUGUGGGUGGCUUAUUGUCUGGUGAGAAGGUGAAGCCGGUGCUGCUCAAUUCGAAGCUGCCUGUGGACAUCCUUGGGAGAGUUUGGGAGUUAAGUGAUAUUGACCAUGAUGGAAUGCUGGACAGAGAUGAGUUUGCUGUUGCCAUGUUUUUGGUAUACUGUGCCCUUGAAAAAGAACCUGUGCCAAUGUCCUUGCCGCCAGCCUUGGUGCCACCAUCAAAG
Messenger RNA from Dromiciops gliroides (monito del monte), 668 nucleotides. RefSeq names its product epidermal growth factor receptor substrate 15-like. The record is from RefSeq and is a predicted model, not a curated record. Gene Ontology annotation, biological process: endocytosis; endosomal transport. Gene Ontology annotation, molecular function: calcium ion binding; cadherin binding. Gene Ontology annotation, cellular component: plasma membrane; clathrin coat of coated pit; cytoplasm. Lineage: Eukaryota; Metazoa; Chordata; Mammalia; Microbiotheria; Microbiotheriidae. The coding region runs from base 1 to 480 and encodes 159 amino acids. The transcript has 8 exons.